Amphibalanus amphitrite is the source of this 3627-nucleotide messenger RNA. Its product is annotated as rabphilin-3A-like. The record is from RefSeq and is a predicted model, not a curated record. The coding region runs from base 497 to 3160 and encodes 887 amino acids. The transcript has 13 exons. Lineage: Eukaryota; Metazoa; Arthropoda; Thecostraca; Balanomorpha; Balanidae.
ACGCCGAGAUCUACCCAAGAGCCAGGCCGAGGCCCGUCCAAGAACCAGGCCAAGAUCUGCCCAAGAACCAGGCCGAGACUCGUCCAAUAGUCAGGCCAAGGUGUACCCAAAGACAAGGUCAAUAUCUGUCUAAGGACCAGGCCUAGAACCGUCCUGGGACCAGACCGAGACAUGUCCUGGAUCAGAACCGAGAGCCGUCCUGGAUCAGUGCUAAGAGUCGUCCUGGAUCAGUGCUAAGAGCCGUCCUGAAUCAGAGCUGAUAGCCGUUCUAAGUCAGAGCUAAGGCUUGUCGAGUCUGUUCGCCGGUGCAAGCUGUCUCGGAUCUUCGCUCUGGAUAUGUGUAUUCUUCAUAUCGCAUCAUUUCGUGGCGUCAUAUUAUGCUACUGACAGAGUCAUAGAUAAGACUAGUUGUGCAUAAAUGGCUUAUCUCUAAGGACACCCGCAGUGCUCCUGGUUCUAGACAGUGUUGUGUUGUGAAGUUCACUAGCUUUGUCCAAUGACCGCCCAGAGCUGCAGACUGAGCGACUGGCGCCGCUAUCGGCCGGCCAUGACCACAUCAUUGUCAGAGGACGGUAGAAGGAGCAGCUCCGUCUCCGCCAGGUCCCUCGAUGAGUGGCUGGGCGGCAGCGAAGACAGCUGUCCGGUUCGAGCUCAUCCAGUGUCCGGAGGACACACUGCGGACACUGGGGCCGGAUUAGCGCAGGACACCCGGUACCAUCGACUCCUCGCGCGACAGUCAAGUUCAAAUAAGGAACCUCCGGAGCACACAAAGGAGAGAGAUUUUGGACCUCGAACCGCCGUCUCACUGUUAUUUGACUGGUCGUCGGGAAGCUCUAGUGAGGACGGCCAGCGGCCAUGCCAUCCCCAGAGGUCGGUCGGGUCUCGCAUUCGCUGUCCAAGCGGACCGGAGUCCACGCGACAGACGUACCAAUCACCUGAUCGGGUGGAUCGGGUCUGCCUCGAUGGCCGAUACGACUCAGCGCCCAGCGUCUACCCCUCGUCUGGUGGCGCCGAACGUCCCGUGCACCGACUCACCUACACCGUUCAGAACGUGCCCAAGUGUCGACGGCCGAUCGUGGUGCGCCGACAAACGCUGUGCCGACAAUCGGCCGUGCCGGGACCGCCGUCUCCAGCCGCAUCCCCGCGACCACACUGCUCCAUCCGGCUGCGGCCUCCCUCGCCAGAGAACGGGACGCCUGUGGACUCUACUGUGCCCGCGACUCAAACAGUGAGCGUGCAGCUCAGACAGGCUUCGCUGAACUCAAAUGCAGACGGUGGUCUUAGCGCGGGCCGCUACGAGCCGCUAUCUGGGCCAGAGGCGAGCGAGGAGGGUCCCCCGCCGCGGCCGCCGUGCCCGGAGAUGACUGAGGAGGAUCUACAGCCGCGGCAGACGCGCCGCCUUCUACCCCCGGUGCCUCACGCCGCCGCCGUCCGCCGGCGCCGCUGGCUGCCGGCCACGCCGCAGUCUUCCGUGGAGAGCGCUCCGGCGGCGCUGGGCCGACGCGGCGCGCCGUCCCCGGCAGCCAGCUCGCCCUGUCUGGCGGCGGCCAGCGACACGGAACCAACACCGGCCGGCCGACCGGGCCAGUAUUUCCGCUACUCGCACCUGCUCAUCUUCCCGCUGCAAACACUGGACGGACCCGCCGGCCUCCGUCAGUGGAGGCCACCGUCAUCGGAGGCGUCACCGGAACCGUCAUCAAAACCGUCAUCGGAGCCGUCAUCAAAGCUGUCGCCGGAUUCGUCGCCGGAGCGAUCUCCACCCUCGCGAGUUUUAUCCCAGCCACGAGAGUCUGAGAGGUCGGAGCCCUCCCCACCGGCCGUCGCUCAGCCUUCUGCAGAGGUUUCUAAACGACCGAAACGUCAUAUUCUGCCGUUGAAGCUGACCAAAAGUCUACCCUCCAUUCUAAUCAAAGAACCAGAGGACGGCUCAAGUAAAGCCGCCAGUGUUGAUGCAAAUUCGCCAGCGCCGGCGGCGACCCGUCAGGCUCGUCCCAGUCUCUGCGGUUACGACCCGUACGACCCGUACCGACCCGUACGGCGCAAACGGCCCCGGUCUCCGCCCGUACACAAGCAUAGAACACGAUCCAGGUCACUCUUCAACUUGGAGUGGAAACUACUGAAGGCGCUGGAGAGGCGGGCGUUCCAGCCGCCGCUGCGGGCGUGGCGUUCUGGCAUCGACGUGACGUCACUGGGCAGCUCCAGCUCGGCGCCGUCUCUCUCCACCAAUGGUCAUCUGCUGCACGUGGAUUCAGUCAGUAACGAUGAACGCUGGAGCAGUGGUCAGUUGGAGGUCGCCGGGGCGUACGACCGGCUCAACAAAAAGCUCACUGUCAGGGUGGUGCAGGCCAGAGGCGUGCUGAGCAGGCGAGAGAGCCAGAGCUACACACAGGUGGAGCUAGCCCUGCUACCGGAGAAGAAACAGAUAUUCCUGAGCAAACUGCAGUAUGGCGAUAACCCUCGCUUCAACCAGACCUUCGUCUUUCACAACAUACAGCCAGAGGCCCUGCGGGAGUCGGCGGUGCGGCUGCGACUCCUGGCCAGUGACCGUCUGCGGCGGCACCAGACUCUGGGCGAGGCCGUUCUGCCCUGCACCCCGGAGAGACUGCAGCGCCAUACCUCGAUCUGGCUCUCUCUGAGGCCGCACGUCAACAGCGGGCGGGCGGUGGGGCGCGGUAGCGGCGCCGCCAGUCCAGUGGUGACCAGUGCCGGCAGCGCUCGCACCCUGCCGCGCUGGGGCGCUCCCGGCCUGCUGCUGGGUCUGCAGUACAGCCGCACCACGGGCCGACUCGCCGCAGAGGUCGUCAAAGGAUCCCACUUCAGGUCAAACUCUGGCAGCCGUGCGCCCGACACCUAUGUUCGCUUACUUCUGGUGAGCAGCAGCGGCAGCGAACUGGCCAGUGGGAAAACAUCCGUACGCAGGGCACAGAUCAACCCGCUCUUCAGAGAGACUCUGAUGUUCCAGCUGCCGCUGUUUCAGUUUUCGGAUGUCUCGCUUAUAGUAAGUGUCUACAACAAGCGGACAAUGCGCAAGCGGGACCUGAUUGGAUGGUUCGGGCUGGGCCACAGCAGCACCAGCAGUGAAGAGCACCGCCACUGGGCGGACGCCCGCGACGCCCAGGGUGUACAAAUCUGUCGGUGGCAUCUGCUCUCCGCGGAAUGAAUCAAAAACAGUCGUGCUAAAUUAUGGUCAUAUUUGUUUGUGUGUGAUUUAAAGGUGACUCAUGACGCUCAAAAAAGUAUGUGUCUAUUGGAUGGUUAAAACGGUGCUGGUGUUUCUUCAGUGUUAUUUACCUAAUUGUUAGACAGGUCAAGUUAAAACUUGAAGCUUUCUAUAGGCUGAAUGCAUGUUUGCUGUGAAGUGGCUAUGAAACUAUUUCGUAGCUCAAAAUAUCUGCGUCAUUAAUCGUGAAUAUUGUAUGUGCCUGAGUGGAUUUUAAGAUUAUAUUAUCUCUACUGUUAAUUAUUAUACCAUGUGUAGGCAUUUGUGAAUAUGGAAUGCAUCACGAUGUGUGCUAACGUAGGUAAUGGUAUGCUGUGUGUUGCGUCUAGUCUGCUGCGUAUUAUAGUUAAGUUGCGUUGCUUCUCAGGUCCUCAGCUUAUAUAUUAUCAAUACAACUUGUCAGUUAA